GGCUGGAUUCAGCUGGGAACUACGCAGGGGUCCUUACCCUUUUAAUUCCCACCCAUAGGUCAGUGGCCCAAUUGUGUUUAACCCCUUGAAUUCCUCAGUUACUUCAGUUCAAAAUGCAGAAAAUGAAAUAAAAUGCUGAGAUGGAAAAAGGCACCGAGAGACCAAGAGAAAAUAAAUAAAGAGGAAGAAAACAAUCCAGAUGGUCAGAAAUCUUUUUUUGGAUGGCGGAAAGAUAAAAAGAAGAAAAAAACUAAUAUUAUUGAGAUGCCGCCAUUGCUUACACAAGACCAUCCUGCUAAAAUGAAGAGACUGAAAAAUGGAACAAGUGACCAAAACGAAAUAUAUAAAGAGGAGGAAAACGAUUCAGAUGAUAAAAAUGAACAGAACAGGAAUAUAAAUGAAAAAGAUAAAAAGAAAGGGAUGAAAUUUGACAAAUACAUGUGGUGGAAAGGUAACAUACAACAAGAUUACCAGAAUUCCCAUUAUCACUAUUAUAUCGUUUUUCUUUUCUUUUUUACAUCAGGAAAGAAGAAAUCAGACAGAAAUGAGACGCCAUCAUUGCUUACAACAGACCAUCCUGGAAAGAAGAAAUCACACAGUAAUGAGACUCCACCAGACCAUUCUGUUGUUGAGGAACAUGAUGAGCCCAUUGAGGAGAAGAAAACUCUUUUGAAGGAAACCAAAGAGCUGAUGGCACUGGAACUGAACAUCUACAUUGGUGGUUCCAUAGACAAUGACAUGACAAAUGAGAUCGAGUCACUUUACAAGGACUUGGAGGAAAGAGUUUACAAGGACUUGGAGGAAAGAGUUUCCAGAGUGAUCAUAGAUUCCAUUUCUAAAAUGGAUGAAGUUCAACUUAAGGAUGCUAUACAAGCUAUACUAGAGCAAGAUAGAGUCCGGAGACCAUCACAGCAGUCAUGGAAAACCAAAUGGAUAGAGUGGGUUGCCUUGUCUGUUACUAAAGGCAUGAAUAGACUGCCAGGAUCCAGAUUGGCCCAAGUAUUAGGAACUAUAGGAAAGGCUAUGAAGAAGGAUCUAAUCCAUGUCAUAGAAAAUCUGGAACCUCUUUACCCAAGAGAAUUUGACGUAUGUAAUACGUAUGCUCAACAGUAUCUCCGUGUUCUUCAGUAUGAAAUUAAUCUGGUUACAGACUAUGAAUUAAGCGAAAUCCACCUUCUGCUGGUCUGGACAAAAACAUUAUAUCCCAGAAUCCUGGGAGACCCAGCUCUGGCUGAUCACAUCAAUAUGGCCCAAAUGGGAGAACUUCUACCUCCAGAAAAGAUUAGCCAUCUGGAAAACAUGUAUAUACAUCAGCUAAAGGAAAACCUGAAAGAAUUGAUGACCAAUGCAUUGGAAACGAGAAACUGGAAAAGGGAACGUCAACCAGUGAUGACAGACUUGACUCUCUACUCUGAAUUAUAUAUAGACAUUAUUCAGAUAUGUGAGAGCGGAAUCAAGCCAGCUUGGGAAAUAUCUGAAGAUUUAGUAAACAAGGUGACGCCCAUCAUGGUAAAUGAAUUCCUAGAAUUUCUUCACAGAUAUGAGAAUUUUUUUACGAUCUUUGUAAAGAAUAGGACAAGGAAUAUUUUCAAAGAGAUCGUCACUGUGAACAUGUACUGCUGCUAUCAGUUCAGAGUUUUUACUGAAGUUACAAGAACUGAUGAAGAUACAAAGCAGCAAAUCAAUUCUGUCCUUACAAAGAUCAAAAAAGAAGGCUACAGCAUCCUCCUGCAGGAUUUAUUUCAAGGCAUAAAAUCUGAUUUUAGACGGAUCAGCCAGACAAGGGGACUGAACAGUGAAAAUAUAAUGUCGCAAAUUAUUACCACCGCCAUGACAUAUAUGUCCAACAUAACUACAUUGGAAGCUUCAUGUCGCCAGGUUAUGGCUGGUGAGGUUCACAAGCACCUAGUCAAGGAAUAUCUAACAAAAAUUAUAGAUAUCAGGCAUCACAAUAGAGAGCAGCAGAAGGAUCUGGCUGAUGAAAUGCACAAUACUGCAAAUCUCUUAACCACGUUCUGUACUGAUCAGCUAAAUGAUGCACAAGUACCAGAAGCCGAGUGGAUGAAUAAUGCGAUCCACAGGAUUGCUGAGAUCAUACGACUUCAAGAUGUGGAAGCAAUUAAGCUGGAAGUAGGGAUGCUGGCUAAUGAAUACCCGGAUAUCAGCCAGAGACACGUGAUCGCCUUUUUAUACAUCAAAGGGAACCUGAACAUCUCCGCGCUGAACUCGAUCGUGAACGCAUUGGAGAACAGCAUCAGACGAGAUGAUCCAGAAAGACGACUGUUCACAUUUAUCCCAAGUUAUUCCUCUAACAGCGCAGUUUGUGUACAAAUGAGGAAAACACCAGCACAGAUCACAGAGUGUUGUCGUUGUUCUUGUUGUUCCUGAUGUAACUCCAGUCUCAGGCUAUGUUCCCACUCAGUAUUCUGGAGCUCAUUUUGAGUCAUAACUUGUCAAUAAAUCAUUAAAAAAUGUCAUAAUGUCAAUAAUGAGGAUUGCACCUAACUAUUUGUAUUCUUAGUAAUGAAGCAUUUCCUGGUUUUAUUACCCUUAGUGGAGGUGUUCCCCAGGGGCACGGAUCUUAUUUGGUGCUUCCCACAUUCUGGCCCACUGAGGAGGCAUUCGGGGAGUUGUUGAAGGGGCUAAGAGUUG
This is a messenger RNA of Hyla sarda, 2652 nucleotides long. Its product is annotated as tumor necrosis factor alpha-induced protein 2-like. Gene Ontology annotation, cellular component: exocyst. NCBI's taxonomy places the organism in Eukaryota, Metazoa, Chordata, Amphibia, Anura, Hylidae. The transcript has 15 exons. Bases 133 to 2388 code for a protein of 751 amino acids. Gene Ontology annotation, molecular function: SNARE binding. The record is from RefSeq and is a predicted model, not a curated record. Gene Ontology annotation, biological process: exocytosis; exocyst localization.